Messenger RNA from Arctia plantaginis, 1104 nucleotides. Lineage: Eukaryota; Metazoa; Arthropoda; Insecta; Lepidoptera; Erebidae. The record is from the annotation of a GenBank genome assembly.
AUGUUUGAACAGCAGAUCAAGGCUGAACCCAUGAGCCACUUUCCUGGCCAAUGCAGUCCUCAUCCACUGCUUUCCCGCAACACCGAUUUUUACACUCAUCCCCAUGUACACACUGGCCCCCCCACGAUAAUCCGAACAGAUUCAAAUCAUGCAAGCAUCAUCAACAUGAAUCAACAUCAUCAGUCACAUCAAGAGGAUUCUAAAGACAGCCUCAUAGUACAACAGCAAGUACAACAUCAACAAGAUCUCAUGGAACAACAUCAACAGCAACAAGAAAUGCAACAAGAUGACGAGUUAAGCUUCAAGGGAAUGGAAGAUGAAGGGGUUGAAAUGGAUAUGGAUGGUCGACAAUGUUCUCAGGGUAUGGGAGUAGACAUGGGAUCUAUUCAAACCAAGAUGGAAGUAUCGAAUGGACAGCAAUCGGCACCUCGUUCUAAACCUCAAGCUUGUAAGGUAUGUGGAAAAGUGUUAUCGUCGGCGUCUUCAUACUACGUUCAUAUGAAGCUACACUCAGGAAACAAACCUUUUCAGUGUACUGUUUGCGACGCAGCUUUUUGCCGUAAACCUUACCUGGAAGUCCACAUGCGUACUCAUACAGGAGAACGCCCCUUUCAAUGUGAUCUCUGCCUCAAACGAUUUACCCAGAAGUCCAGUCUGAACACGCACAAACGUGUCCACACAGAUGAGCACAUGCGCGCGUUGAUGGUGAAGGACCGGCCCUACAAGUGUGAACUCUGUCAGAUGCGGUUCACGCAGAGCUCCAGCCUCAACCGACACAAGAAAAUUCACACGGAGGAGCACAGACGAGCCCUGUUAGAGAAAGUGCGGCCGUACCAGUGCCACAUCUGUUUUAUGCGCUUCACUCAGAAGUCCAGCCUGGGACGACAUGGGAAAAUACACACUGAGGAGCACAUCCAAUCGCUGAUCAACAAAGUGCGCCCCUAUCAAUGCGACAUCUGUGACAAGCGGUUUACUCAGAAGUCCAGCCUUGGCACUCAUAAACGCAUACACACCGGGGAGCGGCCGUUCCAGUGCACCGUCUGCCUCAAGUCCUUCACGCAGAAGUGCGCGCUCAAUUUGCACGAAAAAAUACAUACGGGUUAG